Messenger RNA from Ananas comosus (pineapple), 1901 nucleotides. Its product is annotated as pentatricopeptide repeat-containing protein At2g15690-like. The record is from RefSeq and is a predicted model, not a curated record. Gene Ontology annotation, molecular function: zinc ion binding; protein binding; RNA binding. The transcript has a single exon. The coding region runs from base 117 to 1592 and encodes 491 amino acids. Gene Ontology annotation, biological process: RNA modification. NCBI's taxonomy places the organism in Eukaryota, Viridiplantae, Streptophyta, Magnoliopsida, Poales, Bromeliaceae.
CUCUGGUGAGCGAUAAACCCUACGUUCCCCGAAAACCAAAUCGCCCUUUUCCCCUUUCCUCUUUCCCCUCGCAACGAUCUAAACCCUAGGGUUUUCUCCUCCUCCUCGUCGCGGAAAUGGCGUCCUCCUCCUUCGCCGCGAUCCACCGCGCCGCCGCGAACCCCAUGGUCGCCGCCACCCUCUCCAAGGUGCGCCUCCUCUCCCCCUCUUCCUCACCCUUCCUCCUCAAAACCCUGAAACCCCUCCCUUUUCCCGUCUCUCGAUCCCUUCUCCCCGCUCGCUCCCUCUCCACCUCCGCCGCCGCCGCCCCCAACAGCUUCCACCGUACGGCUCCUCAACCGCCUCCCUCCGACCCCCGCGCCUUCCCCCACGGCCGCGGCGGAAAUCCUAGCCAGUGGCACCAACGCCCCCCCUUCAAUCCCCGGGCUCCCGCCGACCAAUCCCCUCCGGGGCCGGCGCCAUCGCCGGCGCCGGUGGGGCCUCCGCCGGGCCCCGCGGAACUCGCCGCGCUCUGCGGCCAGGGCAAGGUUAAAGAGGCCGUGGAGCUCCUGAGCCAGGGCGCCCGCCCCGACCCGCCGACCUUCUUCGCCCUCGCUGCCGCGUGCUCGGAUCCGAAGCUCCUCGACGAGCUCAAGAAGAUCCACGAUUAUUUCCUCCGGUCCCCGUUCCGCGCGGACCUCCAAAUCAACAACAAGAUGCUGGAGAUGUACGCUAAAUGCGGGAGCAUGACCGAUGCCCGCCGAACGUUCGAUCAUAUGCCCGACCGGAACAUGGAUUCGUGGCUCCUGAUGAUUGAUGGGUAUGCUUUGAAUAAUCAAGGCGAUGAAGGGUUGCAGCUAUUUGAGCAGAUGAAGAAUGUGGGAAUCCAUCCCAAUUCGCAUACUUUUCUGUUGGUCUUAGCUUCGUGUGCUAGUGCGGAGGCAAUUGAAGAUGGAUUCAUACAUUUCAAUUCCAUGUAUAAGGAUUACGGAAUCGCUCCAGGUCUAGAACACUAUAUUGCGAUGAUCGAAGUAUUAGGGAAAUCGGGGCACCUUAUUGAAGCAGUGGAAUUCAUUGAGAAGCUGCCAUUUGAUCCUCCUGCUGCUGUGUGGGAGACCUUGAUGAACUUGGCGCGGGCACAGGGAGAUGUCGAUCUCGAAGACCGAGCACAAGAGCUUUUGGUUUCAGUCGAUCCAUCCAAAGCCGUUGCCUCUAAACUUGCAACCCCGCCACCCAAAAGGAGGCUUGGGAUCAACAUGCUUGAUGGGAGGAACAAAUUGGGCGAGUACCGAUUGCCCCCGAAGAUUGAAAAGAAGGUGGUGAAGGAGCAAGGAUAUGUGCCCGAUACAAGAUACGUUCUUCACGACAUUGAUCAAGAGGCAAAGGAGCAAGCUUUGUUAUAUCACAGUGAGCGGCUCGCGAUCGCUUAUGGUUUGAUCAGUACGCCAGCUAGGACGCCUCUUCGGAUCAUUAAGAACUUACGGAUUUGCGGGGAUUGCCACAACGCGAUUAAGAUCAUGUCGAGGAUUGUCGGGAGGGAGCUAAUUGUGAGGGAUAACAAAAGGUUUCAUCAUUUCAAGGAUGGGAAGUGCUCCUGUGGAGACUACUGGUGAAGUUUCUUUUACUCGGAAGGAUCGUGUGUCGCGCGGAAGAGCAUAUGUUAUUAAACCUUCCUUAUGUAUAAAUAGAUGAUGGUGUUUGUGCUCAUGGUCUAAUGGAAUGGCUAAAUUAUAUGAGUGAGCAUACCAGAAGAUGAAUUUCUCAUUGUCACCCCCCUGGUUUAUUGUAGGCUUUAACAGUUCUAAAAUUUUAUUACAGUACUUAAAAGUCUAGUUUGGUUUCGACAGUCUGCAGAACCACAAAUAAAUCUUUUGAUCUUGUUCCGACAGGUAGCAAGAAUUACUUUUUUGCCUUUUCUGUUA